Aaosphaeria arxii CBS 175.79 is the source of this 1994-nucleotide messenger RNA. RefSeq names its product glycoside hydrolase family 5 protein. Gene Ontology annotation, cellular component: cell surface; extracellular region. The record is from RefSeq and is a predicted model, not a curated record. The transcript has 2 exons. Gene Ontology annotation, molecular function: glucan endo-1,6-beta-glucosidase activity. NCBI's taxonomy places the organism in Eukaryota, Fungi, Ascomycota, Dothideomycetes, Pleosporales. Bases 277 to 1875 code for a protein of 532 amino acids. Gene Ontology annotation, biological process: glucan catabolic process.
GCAGCUUCUCCACAACCUUCCGAUCCAACCAGGAAAAAUACAAAGUACAAGUAUCCGCUAACUUGCAUUCAUCCCACUCUAUCCGACUAUACACUAACCAUCAGCAUCUCAUUCUCUCUCCUCAUCGCACCUAUACUAAUACCUAAACCUACAACUCCUGGCAUUCUGUUUGAUCUUGUCAAACACAUACAUCCUCUCGCAUUCCAUCAUUACACGAUUACUAAGCACGUGCAUGACAAUCCGCGUUUUGUGUGUUAGGAGUUGCAAAUCUCAAUCAUGAAAGGAUUCUUGAAGAAGGCGAAAGCAGAGCUGGAAGACAUUCUCGACAGCAACAAAAAGUCCACCCAGUCAGCAACUCGGUCGAGCCCGGACGGCCCGAAUUAUAUUCAAGAGCCUACACCUGUCGAUAUCCUCCGCUAUCGCUACCACCACGGCACCAAUCUUGGCUCUAUUUACGUGAUCGAACGAUGGCUACACCCUUCCUGCUUCCCCGAUGAUGCUUCUGGAAGCAGUGAACUGGCGAGUGUUAAGGCUUGGGUCGAUAAAAUCGGCAUCGAGGAUACUCGGAAGCAUUUUGAACAGCGUUGGGCCGACGCCGUAAGCGACGAAGAUAUCAGGUGGCUACAAGAAACUGCAAAGUGCACGACCAUUCGAUUGCCUAUUGGCUACUUCGAUCUAGAUCCUUCUUUCACCCAAGGAACCCCCUUUGAACCAUAUGCUGCCGUCUACACGGGAGCAUGGUCGAGUAUUUGGACGUUGAUAUCUCGCCUUCGUGCUCACUCCAUCGGCACCCUUAUCGACCUCCAUGCCCUCCCUGGGGGUGCCAAUCCUAAUGAACACUCAGGAACUAACUUCGGCACCACUGAGUUGUGGACUUCUCAUACCAAUCGAAACCUAGGUGUUCAGUGUUGUCAAUUUAUUGCUCAAGAGAUCAACAAAGGGCUUGAUGUUGCUGGUGUUCAAAUUGUGAACGAAGCUGAAUGGGACAGUGAGCAUAUGUACGAGUGGUACGAUGACUGCAUUGAUGCUAUUUCUAUCAUCAACCCCAACAUUCCCGUUGCGAUUUCCGAUGGCUGGAACCUGGGCAGAGCUGUCGAGUACAGUUUGAAAAAGAAUUCUGCUUAUCCAUCGAAGCCCACGUGUCCGGUUGUAAUCGACACUCACUAUUACUGGGCCUUUUCCGAUGAGGAUAAGCAAAAGAGUCCGCAACAGAUCAUAUCCGAAGUCAACAACAAGCUCGCAGAGCUCGAUGGCAGAGAGGGCAGCGUUGUUGAUCGAGGAGCCGUGCAAGUCAUUGUCGGAGAGUACAGUUGCGUCCUUACCGAGGACUCAUGGGCCAAGUCUGGUGACGCCCCGAAGUCCGAGCUCGUCAAACAGUUCGGACAGGCACAGAGUCAGAGAUACCAAGCGCGAAGUGGUGGUGCCUUCUUCUGGACAUGGAAAAUGGACUGGUUCCCAGGUGGCGAAUGGGGAUUCGCGGAACAAGCUAACAACGGUGCUAUUGUGCCACACCACUUCCAGAGCACCCCGCCACACGAGAUCUCGGAGAUUGUGGAGCGCGCAAGACGGAAUCUUAAUGAUCGAAUGUACUCAGCUGUCAAUCAGCAUGUGUCCUACUGGCAACAUCAUGCCCCGAACAUGGGAGGGGAACAUUGGCGAUUUGAGGCUGGCUACAAGAUCGGAUAUAAUGAUGCUCUCAUCUUCUUUGAGGGCCGUGGCCAACAAGCUAUCGCUGGAGGGAACAGAAUUGGCAAUGUCGAGCUCUGGAUUUUGAAGAGGAUUCGCGAAAGUGGUUUCAAGGGCAACUUUGUGUGGGAAUUUGAGCAAGGUAUGAGGAGGGGCGUGCAGGAUUUCCAAGGCAUCGUAGGCGUAUAAGGAGGUGCAUAGAUGGGAACCGAAUCUUGUGUCAGGUGCCCUGGGUAAUGUUACUCCAGUAAUUCGCUAAACAUCGACGCUUUUGACUACAUAUGACAGUGAUUGUGACAUUGACCACG